Messenger RNA from Rotaria sp. Silwood2, 1947 nucleotides. NCBI's taxonomy places the organism in Eukaryota, Metazoa, Rotifera, Eurotatoria, Philodinida, Philodinidae. The record is from the annotation of a GenBank genome assembly.
AUGAACAACAACGGAACUUUUAACAGUGGUCCACCUGCUGCACUUAUGUCUUUUCCAUUUUCAAUGCCUAAUCCACCACAGCAUCCACCAUUAAUGGAACAGCCAUAUAUGAAUCAACCACCACAACAUUUUCAAUCACAUCCUCCUCAAUUUUAUAAUCCAAGACCAACAAUGCAAACACCAAAAUCUGAAAAACGUAAACAAGAAAUUUUAACUUGUGAUGCAUGUGGUAUUGAAGUUAAUUCACAACAAAUGAUGGAUGCACAUAUUCGAGGUCAAAAACAUAUUAAAAAAAUGAAACUUAAAACAGUAUCAACUGUUGCUCCAACAAUUACUCAAACAUCAAAUACAAUUGAUGUCGAACAAAAACCAGUAUGUUCGAUAGAACCAAUAACAAAUACAAUUGUGGAAUCCGCACCAGCUAGUGAACCAAAUCCGCCUUCAGCUCCCGUUGUUAAAACACCAUUAUCAAAUGAAAAAAGUGUUUUACAAUUAAUGAAUGAAUUAGCAAAAUUUAAUAAGGUAAAUGCUAAAUAUGAUUUAAUUAAAGAAACUGGUCCAGCACAUUGUAAACAAUUUGAAGUACGAUUAACUGUUGCUGAUGAAAGUUAUACAGGUAUUGGAACAAGUAUUAAACGCGCACAACAAAUUGCUGCUGAACAAGCAUUAGCAACGACUGCAUUAAAAAAACCUGAACUAUCACAGCGUAGUUCACAUUCAGUCCGAACACCACGUAGAGGUACUGGCCGAGAAAUGUAUUCAAAUGUUCGUCAUCAAUAUCCAAUACAACCAAUACGACAAAAAUCACAUUCAUCAACAGGACAACAAACAAUAACAAAUAAUGAAAAUUUAUUUCAAAAUUUAAUUAAUAAUAAAUGUGCCGAAAUAAUUGAAAAUGAAAAUACAAUUAACAUUUUACAUUGUUUUGUUGAAGACAUUGAACGAGCGUUAAAAACGGCAUCCGAUAAAAUUAUGGAACAAUGUAAAUUAAAUAAUAUUAGUGUUAUACCACAAUUACCAGAUAAUGUUAAAUUAAAUAAUACUGAACAACUUAAUGAAGAUCCAUGUGAAUCAUUCCGAAUGCUUAAAGGUGCUAUGAAAGUUUCAACAUUAGCAAUGCGACUUUUUCUUAAAAAUGAUUAUGAAUAUUCAUUAGUACUUAUAUGUGCUAAUAAACCAACUGUAACAUUACUUAAUGAAAUAUGUCAAGAAUUAACUAUUGGAUUAAAUGCCCAAGCUAUUGCAACUAUUCAAUUAGAUUCUAAUGAAGAACAAUCAAAACCAAUAACAUAUCAAGUACAAGCAAAUGUUAAUGAUGCAUGUCUUACUGUUCAAUGUAGUCUUUUACCUAAACAUACAAUUCGAAUUAUGUUAACGUCACCUGUAUUUCGUAGUGAAAAUUUUCUUAAUCUUGAUGAUAGUACACGUCAACAAAUAGCUGAAUUAAAUCCCGAUCCAAGCGAUAUGUUAGAUAAAAAUAAAUGUUUAGAAGCAGCUGCUGAAAUACGUCAUUCCAAUUGGUUUACUCGUUGUAUGCUUGAAAAUAAUUCAAAUUUGAUUAUCCUCCGUCUUUUACGAGAUUUACAAUAUAAUCAAACGCCCUUAUCAUCAUUCAAUCUUUGGUGUCUUGCUUUACUUGUUUAUAAAUGUCAAAAUCAACCACCAACUUCAUCAACUAAUCUUUUUCGUGCAGUAUUUGCUUGUUUAAGUAGUGGUAUACUUUUACCAAAUCAUAUUGGUCCUGGUAUAAUUGAUCCAUGUGAAAAAGAACUUGUUGAUGCUGCUGCUUAUUUAACACUAGAACAACGGUUAAAUAUAACAAGUUAUGCUCAGAAUAUACUUCGUUUAAUUAGUUUUGAAAAAUAUGAAACAAUAUUUCAUAUAAAAUCAAAUGAAACUGAACAAUUAUCAAUGAGUUCAACAUUAGGAGAUAACAAAAUGGAAUAA